This is a messenger RNA of Myodes glareolus (Bank vole), 1414 nucleotides long. The record is from RefSeq and is a predicted model, not a curated record. NCBI's taxonomy places the organism in Eukaryota, Metazoa, Chordata, Mammalia, Rodentia, Cricetidae.
CAGACUAGUGGAGCCGUUGCUAGGCGACAACCGCUGUUGGGCGGGCGACACACAGGUGUUCUAACAGAUCGAGAAUUUUCACCCAAAGCAAGGGGUCCAAGAUUGGGGCUGCUGGGCCUGAGCCAUGGAAAAGAAUGAUACGAUCAACUUCAAGGCUUUGGAGAGAGAGCUGCAGGCUGCACUUGCCGCUGAUGAGAAGUACCAAAGGGAGAAUGCUGCCAAGUUACGGGCGGUUGAACAAAGAGUGCCUUCUUACGAAGAGUUCAGAGGUAUUGUCCUUGCAUCACACCUGAAACCUCUGGACCAGAAGGACAAGAUAAGGGGAAAAGGAAUUGUGCCCUGGAACUGUCACACUACUAGGGAAAGGACUUUUGAGGAUGUGGCCACUGAAAUACCCCAGGAGACAUCACCCUUCCAGCCUGCAACCUCUGCAGAGUUUUACCGUGAUUGGCGUCGGCACCUAAGAGGUGGACCAGAGCGCUACCAAGCCCUGCUUCAGCUUGGGGGUCCCAAGCUGGGCCACCUCUUUAAGAGGGAUGUGGGCUUUGGACUUCUCGGGGAGCUGCUGGUGGCACUGGCUGAGCAUGUGAGGCUAAGUGACCGGGCGGCGGUGCUAGAGAUUCUGCACAGCUUGGCUAACACGGGACGGUUUACCCUGAACCUGAGCCUGCUGAGCCGGGCAGAACGCGAGAGCUGCCAGCACUUGUUUCAGAAGUUGCAGGCCAUGGGCACCGCCGGACCCAUGCAGGAGGGGUUCAACUUGGAGGAGCCAUCUGCUGGGCUACAGGGAGAGGAGGGACUCCUACAGGAGCUGCGAGGGCUGUAUGGGGUCCACUAAUGGAACUGGCAGCCCUCAGCAGUCCCAGUGGUCUCAGAAAGCAUUUUAUUUUAUUUUUUUUUAAGAAAAAGACUUGUUUUAUUUUAUGUGUAUGAGUGUUUUGCCUACGUGUAUGUAUGUUCACCAUGUGUGUGCCCAGUGCCUGAGGAGGCCAGAGAGGGUGUUGGAGCCUCUAGAAGUGUAGUUACAGAUGGUUGUAAGCUGCCAUUUGAGUGCCGGAAUCAAACCAACCCCAGUCCCCUGGAAGAGCAACUGGUUCUCUUAACCACUGAGCCAUCCCACCAGCUCCUUUGGAACGCAUUUUGUGGUGGUUAUCUUGGGUUUUCUGCAGAAGUAUUGAAAGAACUAUCGUGAGAAAGCCACACCCACUUCCCUUUUCAAGUAGUGGGCUUGCCCACCUCUCCAACCCAUAAUUUUAUCUAUGUUGGGCCCUACUAGUUGAGAGUGUUUUGCUCCCUACCCUUACGAGUUGGCCACGUCCCUUGCCUUGAGAAGUGGGUGUGUUUGCAACUAAAUUCUGGCCACACCAAACUCCCUCCUAGAGGAGAAAAAAAAAAAAAAAACUCACUGACCUCU